AUGGCACUGUGUAUCAGUAUGAUUUCCGACAUUGUCCCUCCAAAACUGAAUUGGCAGAUUAAAGUUCGUGUACUAAGAUUGUGGAAAGUCCAUUCUUGGAAUGACCACAAUACUAUUACCAGUUUAGAAAUGAUUUUGCUUGAUGACAAAUGUUCAAGUAUCAAAGCUUCGGUGAAAUCGGCCCUCAUCGGUGAAUUUGACUCAAAUCUUGAAGAGGGAUUUUGCUAUAUUAUUUCUAGGGUUAAUAGGCAUUUACACCCUUAUGUGAUUGGUCACGUGAUUAAAAAGUUUGACAUGAAGGAAUCAAUGCGAAGUGGAAUUAGAGUUAAACUGUUGGAUAUUACAUUGGAAGUUUUGGAAGGAAAUAAUGUUGAUUGUACUUUGUGGGCUGAACAUGCUGAACAAAUGAACCAUUAUUUAACCGAUAAUGGUUAUGAUAAUUCGAUAAUAGUCAUUUUACAGUUGUGUAAGCCUAAAAUUUUCCAAUCAAUUCAUGGCAUUUCAAAUGCCUUUCAUGGUACAAAAAUCUUUAUUAACAGCGAUCUAAAGGAAUCUCUUGAAUACAAAGAGAAGUUGGAGAAUGGAAAUAAUUCACUGAACCAAGUGAUUAGUUAUGUAUCUGGCCAAAGCAACAAUGCUUCAAUGGAUGAUUUUCUUAAACAUCCAAAAAUGAAUAUUUUUGAGGUUCUUCAAUGUUCUAAGGUUUCCAUUGGAGUUGUUCUUGCUAAAAUAAUUGACUUCGACCACACCAAGAAAUGGUAUUAUCAAGCAUGUACUAAAUGUGCAAAGAGUGUACGCACAAAAAGUGGAGAGUUGUAUUUUUGUGAAAAUUGUGUCGAUGUUCUUCCAGCGAAUCCAAGAAUUAAGAUACAUGUUCAAGUUGCUGAUGUUAGUGGUUCUUCGACUUUUAUACUCUUUGACCGAGUGGCUACUCAAGAAUUAGAAAAUCCACAUAUAAACCUAUUUGAGGAUAAUGAUGUCACUUCAUGGCCUGCUGUUUUUAAUUCAUUGUUGGACAAGACUAUGCUCUUCAAGAUUCAGGUUUCCAAGGGUAAUAUUGAAAAUAAGUGGCAAAGCUAUACUGUGAUGAAAAUCACUAUGGAUCAAAAUUUGAUUGAUCAGUUCAAAAUGAAACAUGGCAUGAUGAAUGUAAGAUGGCAUGAAACACCUUAA
Vicia villosa (hairy vetch) is the source of this 1173-nucleotide messenger RNA. RefSeq lists its product as uncharacterized. The coding region runs from base 1 to 1173 and encodes 390 amino acids. The record is from RefSeq and is a predicted model, not a curated record. The transcript has 9 exons. Lineage: Eukaryota; Viridiplantae; Streptophyta; Magnoliopsida; Fabales; Fabaceae. Gene Ontology annotation, molecular function: DNA binding. Gene Ontology annotation, biological process: DNA repair; DNA replication; DNA recombination. Gene Ontology annotation, cellular component: nucleus.